Darwinula stevensoni is the source of this 1998-nucleotide messenger RNA. NCBI's taxonomy places the organism in Eukaryota, Metazoa, Arthropoda, Ostracoda, Podocopida, Darwinulidae. The record is from the annotation of a GenBank genome assembly.
UUGGUGGAGGACGGCGGCUACGUGUUCCGAGGAGUGCCUUACACGAUGGCCCCGGUCGGGGAGAGGCGGUGGAGGAUUUCCACGCCGCACCGGAACAUCAGCGAGUGCUGGGCGGGGACGUACGCGGCGCACAACGCGAGCACGCCGUGCUGGCAGUUCUACUCGGACGGGAGGUACGACGGGGCGGAGGACUGCCUCACGGUGGACGUGUACACGCCGGUGGUGGCGUACGAGAAGGCGCUGCCGGUGGUGGUGCUGGUGAGGGGGGAGACGUUCAACGGGGGGAUGCAGGGGGACCUCGUGCCGUCGGUGGGGCUGGCGAGGAGGAGGAACGUCGUCUUCGUCGUCGUCAACUAUCGGCUCAACGUCAUGGGGUUUUUGGCGUUGAGGGAGCUGUCGCAGGGGUCGCCCGGGGUGUCGGGGGUGUCGGGGAAUUACGGGAUGGGGGAUGUCAUCACUGCGCUCCAGUGGGUCCAGAUGAACAUCCAGCACUUUGGGGGGAACUUCAACAGCGUGACGCUGCUGGGUCACAUGGCGGGGGCGACGCUGGUCACGGCCUUGACUUCCACCUUGAAGGUGAAGGACCUGACGGCUCCGGUGAGGGGGCGACCCAUCGAGUACCGGACCAGGCGGCUGUUCCACAGGGCGUGGAUCGCGAGCGGCAGCGGCGUGUUCGUCAACGAGUCCCUGUACGUGUCGGAGACUCUGAACACGAUCAUCCGGGAGAGGGCCGGCUGCUCGAAUCUGCCGUGUCUGAUGAGGCAGACGCCGGAGAUCCUGUUGGAGGCGGUGCCGCCCACGUGGCCCCGGUUCUUCUACGACCUGCCGCCCGAGGAGGGCGACAAGGUGCGCCACUCGUGGCUCACCAUCGACGGGCACAUUCUCACCCAGGAGCCGACCGAUGCCUGGGCCGACGAUCGGUUCAGGCACGACGUGCCGCUCGUCUUCGGGACGACGACCCACGCAGAAUAUCGAGGCUGGACAAAUCAAGCGAAGCGCUUCGACCCGUUCGUGAACACGACGGACAAGAUGCACAACCUGGUCCACUCGCACCUGGACUCCCUGUCGGUGGACCUGGCCACGGAGGCGAUCCAGAAGUACAUGCCCUACACGAACGGCGGGAAGGAGGUGCUGUGGCCGCAGUACUACUCGAUGGUGACGGACCUCCGGACGCUGUGCCCCCUGGCGGAGCUGGCGCGGAAGGCGGCCACCUCCUUCGCGAGUCCGGUCUACUUCUACGUGGCGGAGCAGGGGAGGGCCACGCUCGUGGGGAACGUGACGGACCCGUUCGCGGACGUGAUGGCGAUCAUAGGAAUGUACAAUGCCUCGGGCGCCGCCGAGGAGAGGUUCCGCGACAACAUCCAGGACCUCUUCUAUGGGUUCGUGUACGAGGGGACGCUGGAGAACAACGAACGAUACCCCCGAGGGCUCUACCACGUCGGCGAGAGAGUCGACGUUCUCUCCGGAUAUCCCAAGUGCAAGCUCUGGUUGGAUUCUCUCGCUUACCCGCGAUACGCGCGCAUGGACUGAUUUCGCGUGCCUGCGCGGGAGACAUGUGCCAAAGCGAAUUUUUCCAGGGACGACCAAACCUUGCUUCUUAAACCAGCCGUAUUCGAUAUUUUUUAGCCCCGAACCCCCAAGAUACUCAGUGUAAAUAUUUUCUCUCCAUCCUGGAAGAGAGAAAAUUGACGAAAUCUCAGGAAUGAUCUCUCCGAGACAGGGAACGACGGACUGACUUUUUUUUUUUUUACGAGUAGGUUUACCUGUGAUAAACCAGAAAGAGAAGAAAGACAGGCAUUUUUUUUUGUCCGACAUAAACUUGGUUUUUCAGUGUCACUAGUCGUGCGAGUUGAGUGUCGUGUGUGGAAAUGCGUGUCCAGUACAAAAGAUACGGAAAAUUGCCCCUUGCCGACGAGUUCUAUUGCGGAUUUGCAUUCCAGGAUAUGAGACGUACCCGUGGAUUAUGCAUUUUUGACUGUCAUUUUUGUGCAUGAAUGU